AUGGCCCGUCGAUGCUCAUAUUGCGGGCGUUUCGGUAACCCUGAGAGCAUUAACGAGGAGACUGGCCUCUGCCACAAAUGCCAUAAAGACAUACAGCCUUCAUCAAAGAGUGGUGUUGCUUCUCUUGCUGGCAAGAGCGGUGAAGGCCCAAGCAAGGUAGCCGCAGCAGUCAUGUUGCAAAUGGCAGCGGUAGAUGUCAGUGACGAUUCAAACUCCGCUGGAAGUAUCACCUCCAUUCACUCUGAUCAGGACCACGAUGAUGAGGAUAAUUCCUGUGUCGACAGAAAUGGAGAUGGAAACGAGAGCGAAAAUACGAAGCCCAAUAGCCAGAAGCUCAGGAGCCGUGGUAGUAGCAAUGUGUCUAGCAACCGGGAGAUAGAAUCUGAACUAUGUGCGCGAUGCUGGAAAAAUCCAUCAACAACCAUCCUGUACAAUACACCUAUAUGCGGCGAAUGCUAUCAGAUUGCGCAGGAGAAGCGGGAACACACCAAAGGGACAAAGGAGAAGAGGAGCGGAGCCUCCCCGAACCAACAGGUAGCGAAAAGAGGGCUAAGGCGGUUUUCCAACAACCAGAAACGUUUCCAACCACCGACCCCUGACCUCCAGCCCGGAAAAAGACUGACGAGGGUCUGCGACUCGUGUCGCCGGAAGCGAAAGCGGUGCCAGCAUCGCCGCGUGGUGGACGAGAACGAUCCUGAUGCGGACUUCCGAAAGCGGUCGAGGAAGGUACAAACAUCGACCGUGACGAACGGCCGUGAGGGGAGGAGUAGAACUAGCUCAUCCUCCGUGAUCGAAGUCAAUGACACGGUCAUUGUGUCGGAAACAGAACAAGACGCCAUUGCCGCUCCAUGCACCGGUGAUACUACCACCAUAGGCACAGGCACAGUCGUGGAUUCUUCUCUCACUGCCUCAGCCGUGGAUAGCAAAGGAUGUUCCACCAGUAACCUGCAGCGGGCGGUCGAGGAGUCUGUUCACGUCGUGUUCUCUAGGGAGAUGGAUAGACUGGUGGGAGCGGCGGAGGAGAAACUGUCAGACGCUGCCGUCGCGCUUGACGAUAUCAAGGAGCAUAUGACAGCGUGGUUGGAGCGAGUAAACGAGGGUAUAUAG
This is a messenger RNA of Histoplasma mississippiense, 1107 nucleotides long. RefSeq lists its product with no specific name. The coding region runs from base 1 to 1107 and encodes 368 amino acids. NCBI's taxonomy places the organism in Eukaryota, Fungi, Ascomycota, Eurotiomycetes, Onygenales, Ajellomycetaceae. The transcript has 6 exons. The record is from RefSeq and is a predicted model, not a curated record.